Messenger RNA from Entamoeba invadens IP1, 750 nucleotides. Its product is annotated as ariadne RING finger, putative. Gene Ontology annotation, molecular function: ubiquitin conjugating enzyme binding; zinc ion binding; ubiquitin protein ligase activity. Lineage: Eukaryota; Evosea; Mastigamoebida; Endamoebidae. Gene Ontology annotation, biological process: ubiquitin-dependent protein catabolic process; protein polyubiquitination; positive regulation of proteasomal ubiquitin-dependent protein catabolic process. Gene Ontology annotation, cellular component: ubiquitin ligase complex; cytoplasm. The transcript has 2 exons. The record is from RefSeq and is a predicted model, not a curated record. The coding region runs from base 1 to 750 and encodes 249 amino acids.
AUGUAUUCAAUCUAUUCACUCGACAUAGAAGAAUUUUUGCUCCAACCAAACGAAAAGAGACUUUUCAUUCUCGAAGAGUGUGUCAAGUCAUACCGAGCAAGGCAAGAACAUGAGAAAAUGUUAACGUUUAAUUGUAGUGUGUGUAUGGAGGAUGUUCCUUUCGAUGAUACUUAUAUCAAUGUGUGUGGUCAUCGAUUUUGCAAAUCGUGUGUUCGUGACUCCAUUAAAUACCAAAUGAAACAAACGUGGGAAAAAGUCCAUUGUCAAGAAGGUGGUUGUUUUCAAGUUAUAGACAUAUCAGAUAUUCUCCUUUACAACUUAAUUGAGGACAAAGCCUUACUUCAGAACUACACAGAAAGGCUCGACAAAAAGACGUUUGAGACUUCAAUCAAAUUAUGUCCAAAAUGUCACAAAGAGUUGUUUUUAGUCUGCGACAAAGGGAUGGCUGCGUGUGUUUAUUGUGAGUACACUUUUUGUCGGGAGUGCUUAGAGCCAUGGCAUGUCGGACGAACAUGCGAGCAGUGGAAAGAGUUCAUCAAAAACGAAGAUGAGAACAAAGAACGGAUGGUGCAGUGGAUUAAACAAAACACCAAGAUAUGUCCAAGAUGCAAAAAUCCCAUUCAGAAAAAUGGAGGGUGUAACCACAUGACUUGCAGGUGUGGACACCAGUUCUGUUGGCUCUGUAUGGCCGACUACAAUUCAAACCAUUGGAGCACAAACACAACUGGAUGCAGACAGUUCACUAAUUGA